Molecule: messenger RNA, 746 nt
Organism: Eupeodes corollae
Lineage: Eukaryota; Metazoa; Arthropoda; Insecta; Diptera; Syrphidae
Product: adult cuticle protein 1-like
Exons: 2
Coding region: 156-557 (133 amino acids)
Source: RefSeq, a predicted model, not a curated record
CAUUAUUAUGACUAUGUUGAAUAUAUGGUGAAAGGGUGUGGUUCUCAAUGCGGUUAGGUAUAAAAGUUGCAAUUAUUUCGAAGAUCAAAUCAGAAUUAACUCAAAUCGUUCACUGAACAGUUGUUCAUUCAAAUCACCAAAACACUAUAAUCAACAUGAAGUUCGCUAUUGCUGCCGUAGUCGUGUUGGCUCUUGCCUUGGGAGCUCAAUCGUCCAUCAUCGGAGGAAUUCCCGGAUUGGGUCUUGGCAUCCAUGGUCUUGGACUUGGAAUUGGUGCUCCCGGACCAUUGUUGGCCCAAGGACCAGCUGUUUUGGGAUUAGGUGGUCUUGCUGGUCUCCCAGCUGCUGUUAACAUUGCUGGUGGUCCACUUCUAUCUGCCCAUGGUAUUCCAGCUGCUGUUGCUGUUGCUCCACAUGCUGCUAUUACUGCCCCAGUUUCAGUUGCUGGUGCAUCAUAUGUUGCCCAGACUCGUGGUGCUGUGCAUACCGCUCCAUUGCCAGGACACAUCCAAUCAGCUGCUUCAGUGAACGUUGCCCCAGCUCCAGGAACCUGGUAAAUUAUAUACAAAUAAUUGACAAAAGACGUUUUACAUAUACAUGAAUCCAUACCACCACUCUGUACGCCAACUCUAAGAUGCUGCCAUAAUAUAAGAAACAAUCACUGUCAAAAGUAUAUAAUUUAUUCAAAAUUUUAUUCAGGAAUAGUAAAUAAUAAACAAAUUACUUUACUAAAAGAAAUUCAAAAA